This is a messenger RNA of Brassica napus (rape), 1245 nucleotides long. RefSeq lists its product as uncharacterized. The transcript has a single exon. Bases 1 to 1245 code for a protein of 414 amino acids. NCBI's taxonomy places the organism in Eukaryota, Viridiplantae, Streptophyta, Magnoliopsida, Brassicales, Brassicaceae. The record is from RefSeq and is a predicted model, not a curated record.
AUGUUUUUCUUGGACACAGAAGACAGGAGCUGUUCCUCACUGAUGGAGAUACUACACCAGUACAAGACAUCCUCUAACCAGCUUAUCAACACCUCCAAAUCUUCGAUUUCCUUCUCACCAAAGAUCCUGCAGGUAAUACGGGAACGUGUUAAAUCACACCUCGGGAUUGCACAGGAAGGAGGAGUAAGUAAAUAUCUAGGACUCCCAGAACAUUUCGGUCGACGAAAAAAAGAUCUCUUCACAAGCAUUGUGGACCAGAUCAAACUGAAGGCUGCUGGCUGGGCAUCAAGCCAACUCUCUAGUGCCGGCAAGCUAGCUAUGUUGAAAGCGGUGCUGACUGCUAAACCAUCCUUUGCGAUGUCAUGCUUCCAACUACCGGUGAGCUUGUGUAGUCGGAUUCAGUCAGCCCUUACGAGAUUUUGGUGGGAUGCUUCUCCGGAUAAAAAGAAAAUGUGUUGGGUAGCUUGGGACAAAAUCACGGCACCUAAAGCUUUGGGAGAUUUAGGAGUAAGAGACAUUCAAGCUUUUAAUACGACUCUCCUUGCGAAGCAGGUCUGGAGGAUAGUAUCGAAACCAGAAUGCUUAUUAUCAAGAGUGUUACGUGGAAAAUAUUGCAGUAAAAAGCCUUUCCUCCAAGUUGAUGCACCGAAAGCCGCUUCCCAUGGCUGGAGAAGCAUUUUGGUGGGAAGAUACCUACUGAUAACAAACCUGAGCAAAGCCAUUGGAGAUGGAGAAAUCACAAGAGUGUGGAAAGAUCCAUGGUUGAGUAUGGAACUUCCGUCGAGACCAGUCGGCCCAAUGCAGGAGAUACACCAAGACCUCUUCGUCGCAGACCUCCUUUGUAGAGGAACGAGGGAAUGGAACAUACCUAUGAUACAGAGUAUCCUACCCCAGCAUGUACCGGAAAUUCUGCGCAUAAAGCCAAGUAUCACAGGAGCGGAGGACUCCUAUGUGUGGUUAACAUCCAGUUCAGGUGUUUAUUCAGCUAAGUCUGGAUAUUAUGUGGCAACAGCAAUGGAGAUAAUCGAUUCCACAGCUAAUCAGAACUACUACAAGGCGACAUGGAGAUGCAAGACUUCACCAAAACUUCACCUCUUCCUAUGGAAAAUAGCCCAGGGAGCUCUGGCUCUAGGAGAGAACCUAGCAAAGCGAGGACUUGUGUCCAACGUAACUUGUCGGCAUUGUGGAGAACUCGAAACCGCUGAACAUAUCUUCCUACAUUGCCAUUUUACUAGACAGAUAUAG